Messenger RNA from Penicillium angulare, 201 nucleotides. RefSeq lists its product as uncharacterized. NCBI's taxonomy places the organism in Eukaryota, Fungi, Ascomycota, Eurotiomycetes, Eurotiales, Aspergillaceae. The coding region runs from base 1 to 201 and encodes 66 amino acids. The record is from RefSeq and is a predicted model, not a curated record. The transcript has 2 exons.
AUGGCGGAGUGGUGCAGACUCAAACAGGCGAGGAAGCUGAUCAGCACACUGACCGCUGGAAGUGCCAGCUGGGAUAUUGAGAAGUCAUCACUGAACAUCUUCAGCCUGGCAAGCAGUUACACUCGAGAAGCAGCAGAGCAGGGGAAGUGGCCAGAUGCUGAACGUGUUGUUGAUUCGCGGAUGACUAAGCCAGCGGUUUGA